Molecule: messenger RNA, 6518 nt
Organism: Thunnus maccoyii (southern bluefin tuna)
Lineage: Eukaryota; Metazoa; Chordata; Actinopteri; Scombriformes; Scombridae
Gene: akap12a
Product: A kinase (PRKA) anchor protein 12a
Exons: 4
Coding region: 269-6241 (1990 amino acids)
Biological process (GO): signal transduction; regulation of protein kinase C signaling
Cellular component (GO): cytoplasm
Molecular function (GO): calmodulin binding; protein kinase A binding
Source: RefSeq, a predicted model, not a curated record
UCUGCAGAGUUUUUUCUUUUUUUCUUUUUUUGAUGCAGCGAGAGGCGUGCCGGGCCGGGCCGGGCCGGACCAGACUCAUAGGCUUCAUGUGAUCCUGCGGGGUGGUGUUUGGCUAAAAAAGACUUUUCAAGAUUCAGGCUGCACCAUUUGAGAUCUGACCGUCCGACCGCGCUCUCACGGAGCUACCGGGUUGCGUUUCGUGCACAUUUGGGAUAUUUCCAUCACUUGUGCGGCUCAUUCCGGACAGUGUCGCGCUGCAGUUCCGAUAAUGGGAGACGCUCAGUCUGCGCAACGGGAGGGCAAGAAGGAUGCAGCGGCUGAGGAGGAGAGCGGAAAAGUGGAUGAUGCUCAGACUGAGCAGCAUAUUGAAGAGAAGCCUCUCAAAAACAAUGGGCAGAUCUCCGAGAUCAAUGGAAAGGCAGAUGGCUCUAUAGCAGAAGUUAAUGGUUACUGUGAUGAUGAGAUUGCUGCAGAGGCUAUCCUCUCUCCAGAUGAAGAUGUUACAGAAACAAAAGAGCCACUGAAAGGGGCAGAAACACCAUUAGAAAAUGUCAACAUUAGUGAGAAGGAAUCACCUAAUGAAGCUGAUCCUAAUGAAGAAGUGACCCUGGAAAUGACAGACAUGGAAGCAAAGCAGAAUGACAUCAAUGAAGGUUUCAGGAAAUUCUUCAGUAACAUUGGUUUGAAAUUGACAGUAAAGAGAGGUUCGGGAGAGAAAACUGAAAUAGCAACAGAUGUGCCUGUUGAGACCAACAUGGAAGAACCAACAGCUGAUGUCGAGGAAACCGAUACCAAAGCCAAAAGUGAGAAUGCUGAACAGAAUACCGAUGUGAACAUAGCACCCGAGACUUAUGAUAAUGAUUCAAUGUGUGCUACGUUGACAUACGUCACAUGCUGUGACGUUCUAGAAAAUGCAGAGGAAAAAACAACAGAGAUCAAAGAAGAAGCUACAUCUGAUACUGCAGAUACAACUACAAGUUCACCUGACGUUGAAGAAGAAAAAACAAACCAGGAUACCACACCUGAAGAAGAGCAACAUCCAACAUCUCCACCUAGUCCUGAUCAAGAGGUGGUCGUAUCUCCAAUUAAAAGGUUUUUUACCACUGGAAUCUUUUCUGGACUACGGAAAAAGAAGAAGUCUGUAGAAGAUGAGACAACUGAGAAAGAACUGGUGGACCUGAGGAAAAAGGAGGCUGUAGAGGCGACACAGGAUAAAGAGAUUAGUCCAGGUGUUCAGGCAGCUGCAGUUGAGACAGAACAUAAAGAAAAUGAAUUUAAAGAGGAAAACUUGCCAGCAGCAUCAGCUCAGAUGACCAAUGCUCCCGAAGUUGGAGAAAAUAAGCUAGAAGGGAAAUUACCUCCCACAGACUCAUCAACUGUUAUUGUCAAUGAGCCUGAACUUCUGAGUUCUCAAGAGAAGGACAAAGUUCAAGCCAGUCCUCUAAAAAGGCUCCUGUCAGGGUCUAGUUUAAAGAAACUCCCCAAAAAGCAGCGAAGCAGGACAUCAAGUGAUGCAAAGCUGUCAGACUCUGGGGAACAUGUUUCAGAUCAGGUCCUGUCAUCUACCGAGUCAGCAGAGCACCAGAGAGAGGAAAGUCCGGCACAACCCUCUGCAGAGGCAGCAGAAGAGGAGGAUGGUGCAUGGGCUUCCUUCAAAAAACUUGUGACUCCUAAAAAACGUAUGAAGAGGUCUUCCUUGAGCAGCGAAGACACAAAAAUCCCAGGCUCAGUAGAGGAAACAAAGCCAAGUGAAGGAGAACAAAUAUCAGAUCACAGCACAGAAGAAAGCAAAAAAAGGAAAGAUUCGUCUGUUUCAUGGGAAGCUGUUUUGUGUGGAUCCGGAAGGAGAAGGAGCCGUAAAACGUCAGACUCUGAGGACGAAACACCUCAAAUUGAGAAUGACAAUACAAAGCAAGGUGCUGAAUCCCCUCUAGAAAGUUCCAAUGAGGCUGAAGAGAUUUUAGCCUCGUCCCCAAAACAAGCAGGAAGUCCUUCAGAGGGUGAUGGAGGGUCAACAUGGAAAUCAUUUAAAAGACUUAUUACCCCCAAAAGGAAAGGCAAGAGUGAGGAAGAAAGCAAAGAUAACAUUCAGUCUGACAGUGAAGUUACUCAAGAUGAAUCAUCUUUUUCAGCAGAGAGGCUUCUCCCAGGUCAAAAAAAGAGAAAGUCUGCUGAAAAGCAAGACCAAGUAUCUUUGGAUGAGGCUGAUAAGGACGCUUCAGGUGAUGAAGACUCUGAGACACCAGCUGUGGUUCCAUUGUCAGAGUUUGAUACAGUUGAGACAGAUGUUGUCAUACAAACACAGGCAGAUGUAGAAAGUCAUGUACCCAAGGAAGCAGACUAUGAACUCCAGCAAGACCUCCUUGAUCAGAUGGCUGAACCUGUCCUACCUUCUGAUAAUCUGCUGAUUGAAGGACAGAAAGUCCAAGACAACGAUGAUGCUUUACAAAAUCAGGCACCUACAACCUCUCCUACAAAUGAAGAUGAUGCCCUUGCAGAAUUAAUCAGUAAACAUCAACAACUCAGUGAUAUCCCAGAGGAAGGAAUAAUUACAGAGACCAUGGGCACGCCAGCUUCAGUCACGGAAGAAGCAGCUGGAGAUGACACUAUAGCAGAGGACUUGAUAGAAAUCACGUCUGAGGUCUUUACUGCACCAGAGCCUGUAGACAUUACCCAAGCAGAUGAGACUGAGAUGAUCUCUGCAGUUUCGCAGCUAUCAGAGUCUUCUAAAACAUCUGGCAACACAACACCAGUCCCAGCAGAAUAUGACGUCAAGGAACAGGAGGUGCUUCUGCAGCAGGUUGUGGAAACCAUCACCACAACGUCAAAGGCGCUCCCAGUGUGUACAGAUGACUUCAGCUCAGAAAAAAUAGUUGGUUCUGUCUCGCAUCAAAUACUCGAAACAUUUGUAACAGAGGAUCCAAAAAUUCUGGAAAUACACAAAAAAUCAGAUGCAAGUGCCAUAAUCACAGGUCUAAAUGUGGAAGAACUGGAUGCAGUUGAUAUCAUUGCAGCAACAGCCCAAACAGAGAUCAUAUCUGAAGUCAAUGAAGCUGUUUCCACAGAAACUGUGUCUGAGAUUCCUACUGAGGAGUUCGACACAGCUGACAUCGCUGUAGAUGAAGUUCAUGAGGUCAACGUUUCACAGCCAGACGAAAGCAUACCAGAAUUAGAAAAUACUAACGAGAGCCAACAUCUGCAGGAAUGCCUAACUGAGGUAAAUGAAGCUGUGUCUGUAGAGCUAAUGCAUGAAAGUAAAGGAAUUAGCACAGAUGAAGGUUCAAUAGUUGGUGCACAUCAAACUGAAAUAGAGCCCCCAAAAAUGGACUCUCAAGAAGCGGAUUCAGCUGCUGCAGAAGCAGAAGAAAUUAUGGAUGGAGCCGUUGAGCUGGAAGAACAGUUAGAAACAAAAGAUGAAAACAUAAAGAGCAUCACUAAUGAAGUCGAAGUUGAGGAAGAUUCAGCUGUUGUGGUUGAGGAGUUGCAUGCAUUAACAGCUAUAAAAGCAGAUACAUUAGAUUUAGAGGAAGGUAGUGAUCAAACUCUUGAAAAGGAAGUAAUAUCAGAGGACAUUACAGCAGUUGAAACAGUAACAGAUGAACUCAAAGAGGAAACAGUGCCUCUCACUGAAGUCAAUGUUGAGCCAGAAAAUGAAGAUGAACUACCAGUAGAUCUAUCAAAAGCUGAACAUGAAGAACCAGAAGUAUUAGAAGCUGUAGAUGCAUCAAAAUCAGAUUCAGAUGAUGGUAGUGUCCAAUCACUUAAAAAGGAAGAAAAAUCAAAGGAUAUGCCAGCAGAAGAAGCAGUUACAGAAGAACUAGAGGAGGCAACUGAAGCCAAUGUUGAGUCAGAGGAACUGCCAGUGGAAGCUGCCAAAACUGAACACAUCCAAGAACCAGAACUAUUACCAUGUGAUGUAAAAGAUAUUGUAACUGAAACAGAAACUGAGGCAGAGGCUCCUACAUCUGAACAAGAAGUCACAGAAAGUGUUGAGGAAGGUAGUGCUCAGGAACCUGAAAAGCAAAAAUUAUUAGAAGAAGAAAUUCCAGAAACAGAGGACGUCAUUGCUUCAGAGGAAAUUCCGAGUCAAGUUGUGGCACAACUGGAUCAGUCUUUAGAGAUAAACCAGGAUCAGAAAACUCAGGACACCACUGAUGACAUCCCACAGGAUGUUCAGGUUGAGGAGGAAGACCACACCCCUGAAGUUGUAGAUGAGUUAAAAACAUUAACAGCUGUUCAUGUAUCCUCUGUUAAUGAGGAAGCAAGUAGUGUUCAGGUCCUAGAAAAGACAGUGAAUUCUGAGGAACCCCCAGCGCCUUGUGUGGAUAUUCCUGCAGUUACAGAGGAACCCAAACAUGAGGUGCAUAUCAGUGAAGUGCAAGACAAUAUUGGGGGAGAAAAAGAAGGUGAACUUCCAGGUGCUGAGGUGAAGACUGCUGCAGUUGAGCAUGCCGAAAUAGCGCAAGUAAGCACGUGUAAUCUUAAAGACAUCUCAGCUGCAAUACCUGAUGUUACGAUCGAGAAAAGAUCAGGCAUUAAUGAACCCUUAAUAGACACAGUUGUAAAUGAGCUACUGUUAAAGGAGACAAUUGAAACUACAACACCAUUAAUGAAAGAUGAUGUGAUGGAGACAGCACAGGAGGGCAGUGUGGUUGUGAUGAUGCACGUGCCAUUGGUAGAGUUUGAGGGCAACCAGAGAAUUCAAGUGCAGGUGGUUGAUGUCAAUAUCAAAUCGGCUGAGGCAAUUGUGGAUACGAUGCUGGAAGUAGGGGUGAUGGAAGCCAAAGACGUUAUAGAAACAAUAGAUGUUUGUCAUGAAACAGUGAAAAAAGUAGACAAUCUCUCAGCCAUUUCCGAGAUUGAAGAAGAAUUAAUUAGUGAGGAAAACAAGGUGACCAUUCAAGAAGUUAUUCAACAUGUGAAGGAGAACUUACCUGAAUCUGUGAUGGUCCAAUCCAGUGUUCAGAAUGAAGUUGUCAACGUGGAGCAAGAAGUUAUAAAACAGCAAAAUGCUGCGAUAGUUGAAAGUGUAUUAAGUGAGGUGGAUGAUCAAAAAGUGAUGGAGGAGAAGAGUACUGGAGCAUCAAGUGAAAGAAAAGAUGAAGGUGAUAACUCUGCAAUCACAACUGCACAGCAAGCCUCUGAGGCUAUCAAGCAAACACCUGAUAUUCCAGAAAGUUCAGAUGUCUCUAUAGAAGCUUGCAAGGAGGAUUUGGAGGAAACUAAAGCUGAACUACAAAAAUCAGAAGUAGGCGUCACAGCAGAAGAUGCAACAUGCUCAUCAGAGGAAUUAGCUAUGAAGAAAGUCAAUGAAGACACCAUGGAUGGACCACAAAUUGCCCAAACACAGAUUGCAACACCUAGCAAUACUGGAUUAGUCGUCCCCCAAAACACCGGAAUAAUCUCAUCAAUAGGCAAUGUGGAGCCCCCCUCAAGCCUUUCGUUAGAAUUCAAACUUAACAUACAGUUUGGGCAGACAAAGGUACCUGUUUCCCCACAACAUACAACAGAGAGAACUGAACUCAUCAAACAGACAGAUGUGUCUGAGGUCGGAGUUCAGGCAGUGGAGGAAGUAGAACCCAUAAGGCAAAUAAAUCCAGUUGAGAGCCACAAACAGACAGAGCUAACUGAGGUCGCUGCUCAGGCAACAGAAAUAACGGAGAAAGCAGCAAGCUUAGAUUCAGCAGAGACAGCAGUGAUCACGAAUCAUCCAGUCCCAUUGGAUUUUGGCAUCCAAGCAAUGGAAACAGUAGAACCAGUGGAAGAAACCAAAUCAACAGAGAGUGUAAUCCCCAACGUCCAGGCAACAGAAACAAUACAACCAGUAAGUAAAACAGAGAAAAGAGAAAUGUUCCUGAGCCAGCCAAUACUCUCUGAAGCUUGUGACCAAGAAGCAAAAGCAGAAGAACCUGUUAAACAAACAGAGGAGGAAUAUGACCAGGAUGUGUGGUUGGAUGCCGAGGAAGACAUUGAUGCUCGAGAGCAAACAGAGGUGUCCCUUCCUGAGGAACCUCUGGAACAUGAGACAGACGGUGACCAAGAAGAAAAAGCAGUACUUGAACAUGAGUUUGAAAUGCCUCCUAAUUCCAAAACAGAGGCAGAAGAAAACCAACAAGAAAUACACAAAACAGAAGGAAAAUGUGGAACAUGCGAAGUUGACAGUGAAGGUGAAGAUUUUGCUGUUGCACUUGAGGAUCCCGAAACUGCAACUACAAGCGUCACCACAAUGGAGUGGGAUUAAAUCCCCCUAACAUCAAUGACAAUGAUUGGUUGGACAAUCAAAAAGGAAGUCGUUCAAGUUUUUAAGAACACUCAAAAAGCCAUUAUAGACAAGGACUGACUGGUUGAGGAAAACUACAGGAAACAGCAUUUUGCUGCUGUUAUUUGACAUGAUGUUCAACCAAAAAUACUGCAAUUACUGGUGAAAGAAGUUUUUUAGAUUUAUUUUAUUAAUAUCAUUAUAAAGUGUGUGAUUAAUGAAAGAGAUCUGGCAGAGAGAGAGAGAGAGAGAGAGAGAG